Micromonas commoda is the source of this 2217-nucleotide messenger RNA. RefSeq names its product COMPASS/Set1C complex protein. Bases 1 to 2217 code for a protein of 738 amino acids. The transcript has 2 exons. The record is from RefSeq and is a predicted model, not a curated record. Gene Ontology annotation, molecular function: protein binding. NCBI's taxonomy places the organism in Eukaryota, Viridiplantae, Chlorophyta, Mamiellophyceae, Mamiellales, Mamiellaceae. Gene Ontology annotation, cellular component: Set1C/COMPASS complex.
AUGAAUCGGGCUAUGGAAGAGGUUGUGCCGGGCAGCGACAUGCUCGAGAUUAUCGAGGAGGCUCUGCAACACGGCAAGGCGACCUGCGUGGCGUUCAACCGCAGGGGCACCCUCCUCGCGGCGGGCACCAGUGGCGGCAGCAUCGCCAUCUUCGACUUCAUCACCAGGAGCGUCGCCAGGGAGCUGGUCCCGGAGGCCAUCACGAACGAGGACGGCACCGUGGAGGAGCUCCCCGCGGUAUUUUCGGUGGCGUGGUCCUCCGACGGGAGGAAGCUCCUCAGCACGGCCGCGGACGGAAGCGUCGUCGUCUGGGACGUGGCCGAGUCGGACCUGUCCUUUCGCGCCACCUUCGACUCGCAGUUGCACAGCGCGCAGUUCUGCCCGACCAACGAUUCGCUCGCGCUCGUGUGCCCGAGCGACGACGGACCGAUGACGUUGGCGCUGGGACGCGGCCGGAAGCGGACGCCGAUGCCGCAGAUGCCGGGGUUCUGGUCGGAGGACCGAGCGUGCCGCAUCCCAUCCGGCGGUUUGGACUCGGCCGCUUCACAAACGCCGGGCUGCGCGGCGUACUCGAAGAGCGGCCGGUACGCGUUCGUGGCGAACAACCGCGGCACCCUGACCGUGGUGGAGAUGGGCACGAUGGACAUCGUCCAGGCGUGCCGCAUCCCGGGCUCGGAGGAGGGUGGGACGAUGUACGUGAAGAGGCUGGAGCUCAGCCGCGACGGCGCGCGCCUCCUCGCGGUGACCACGGCGAAGGAGAUCGCCAGCUACGACGUCAGCGACGAGGUGCUGAACGUGAACGAUAAUGGAACGCGGAUCCUCACCCCGUCGCCGUCGCUGCACAAUCCCGUGAGCAGGUCGCAGUGGGGCGCCGCGUGCUUCAGCCACGACGGCGAGUACGUGCUGGCGGCGUCGGGCGGAUCGCCGCACGAGCUGCACGCGUGGAGAAGGGAAACCGGUACGCUCGUGCGCAUCCUCCAGGGCGGCGCCGAGGCCAAGGGCAUCGCGCAGCUCCUGUCGCAUCCGAACAAGGCGCUCGCGAUCGCGGUGGGCGCGAACGGCCAGCUGUACGUGUGGGCGAGGAGGUACGCCGAGAACUGGUCCGCUUUCGACCCGACGUACGUCGAGCUCGAGGAGAACGUCAAGCUCGCCGACGACGACGACGACGAGUUCGACGCCAUCGCGAGGAAUACCACCGACGCGUUCAGGCGUUCGCUCGAGGAGCCCGAGGCUGUGGCGUUGGACAAGGCGGUCGAGGCGGCGGCGGCGGUGACGGCGGCGGAGACGAGGGAGAAGAACCAGUCGGAUUUCGACGACAGGAGUCACGCGUUCGAGCAGUGGGCGGCGGUGCGCGAGGGGACGACGGCGCCCGAGAGGCCCACGUGGAGGGAUCCGAUCAUGAUGGACGAUUUCAAACGGCGUAGCGAGGGUUUCGACGCUUGGGCGAGGGAGAAGGAGGGCGUUUCUUUGCCCGGUCUCCCCGCGAGGAACGAGGCUCUGACGUUGACCUUAGACGAGCUCCUGGGAUCGGGUCGAAGCGAUGCGGCGGAGGAUGCGGCGCAACGCGCGCAUGCCGCGUCCCUGAAGAGGUCGACUGCGAUCAAGGCUGCGGAGGAGGCGCGGCGGGCCAGGGUGGAGACUGCGAAGCUUGCCGCCGAGAAGGAGGCUGAGGAGAUCCGCGCCGAGAUCAUCGACGUCGACGCGCCGUGCGGCGGAUAUUACACCGACGAGGGCGAGGACUGCAUGCACUACCUGCCCUUGGAGCAGCUCGAGCCGCAAGAAGACGCGGUGAACGUGGUCCAGGUGAGGCUCGAGCGGUGGAAGAGGAAGAAGAUGAGAUUGACGGCGUCUGCGGAGAAGCGACCGAGGAUCGAAGGCGAACCCGACGGGGAGGAGCAGAUGGGCGACGCCGUCGACGUGAAAGAGGACGUCGACGAAGAAGAAGAAGAAGACGACGAAGAGAAUGAUGAUGACGAGGGUGAUGGGGAUGACGACGAGAUGGAGGAGGAGGACGAGGAGGAGGAGGAGGAGGAGGAGGAGGACGAGGAGGACGAGGAGGAGGACGACGACGAGGAGGAGGAGGACGACGAGGACGAUGCCGAGGACGAGGAGGAGGAGGACGAGGACGAUGACGAGGAGGAGGAGGACGACGAGGACGACGAGGAGGAGGAGGAGGUUGAAGACGAGGACGGAGUCGAGGACAUGGACGCGUCGUAG